UCAGAAACCACCUAAACAUCCUUCCUUUUCUUUUCCCCCUUAGCAGAGGAGCAGAAUAUUUCUCGAGCUUAUUUGCAAACUCUCCUUUACAUUUCACAUCCAUUGUUCAGAUACCAGCGAGGCUCGACAGCCCGAACCAGUCAUCAUGAGGCUGCGCACUCGACCCUCCCCUUUGCUCCUCCUCCUCAUCCCAUCCCUCGUCGCUGGUCUCGCCGUCGAAACCAAGGACAAAAAUGGCGGCAAGGCCGUAGCUUCCACAGAAAAAGCCACCGACUCGACCGUCACCUCUGGCAUCAAGACCAGAUACGGCACUGAUCACGCGCCUGUCGAUGGCAAAGAUGGCAUGCCCCACGAGGGUCCCUUCGUUGACCAGACCCGAGAGACCAAGAAAGAGAGUGCCGAAACAGAUGGCAAGAAGGGAUUGCCUCCCUUGAAGGGACGUCCGUCCGACCCAACUGUUGUCGAUGGCAAGAAGAUCCCCGAGACCAACGACGGUGUCAUGAACGACAAGACACGCCAGAAGCCCAAGGAGGGAACCACGGGCACCGAAGGAGGUGUCAGCGAAAAGGAUAAGGCGCGCAAGGCAGCCGAGGGCCGGACUGGCGAAAAGGCCGACAACAAGCCCGAGGCCCCCAAGGAGAAGCCCCCUCUGCCGCACAGUGAACAGGAGAAGCUUUCGAGCGAAAAGGACACCACCACUGGCAAAGAACACGAUCAUGAUCACCACACUGCCGACGAGGUUGCGGGGCUCGAGAAACCGGCCGGCCUCCCUGACAAGCUCGACGACAAGCCCAACCCGCUCCCCAACUCGGCGCACAAGGACCACUUGGAUCUUUCAAAGUCCAAGGGCAAGUCUUCUUCCAGCCUCGACGACGAAGCCGAGGGUGUCAUCCAACCCUUCCACUCCUUCGUCCUGUCUCUCACCAUGAUUCUCGUCUCCGAAGUUGGCGACAAGACCUUCCUCGUGGCUGCCCUCAUGGCCAUGAAGCAUGACCGGAUGGUCGUUUUCUCCGCCGCCUUUGGUGCUCUUUUGGUUAUGACGGUCCUGUCGGCCGUUCUCGGCCACGCUGUCCCGACUUUGAUCCCCAAGCGUGUCACCAGCUUUCUCGCUGCUGGUCUGUUCUUCGUCUUUGGCGCCAAGCUCCUUCGUGAAGGCUUGGGCAUGGACCCUAACGAGGGUGUGACUGCCGAGCUACACGAGGUCGAGCGCGAGCUGGCCGAGAAGGAAAAGGAGGGCAAGAGACGGGGCUCUGCGGUGUCUCCCUACGCGCUGGAGAUGGGCCUUAACGGCAGCAGGAAGUCUAGGUCUAAGAGCCGUUUCCCCUCGCCCCCGCGCUCGCCUUCCUCUUCGCCGCCUCGCAGCCCUUCUCCUGGUUCUGGUGGCAUCAGAGGCUCUCUUAACGGUCUGAACAACCUCCUCGGUCUUCUUCUCAGCCCUGCUUGGGUCCAAACGUUUGUCAUGACUUUCCUGGGCGAAUGGGGCGACCGCAGUCAGAUUGCAACGAUUGCCAUGGCUGCAGGACAGGACUAUUGGUGGGUUAUUCUUGGUGCCAUGGUUGGCCACUGCAUUUGCACAGGUGCUGCCGUCAUUGGCGGCCGUGCCAUCGCAGGCCGUGUCAGUCUCAAAGUUGUCACGGUUGGUGGCGCUGUGGCUUUCCUGGUGUUCGGAUUCAUCUACUUCUUCGAGGCUUUCUAUGCAUGAUCAACGAAGCCAAUGUCUACUACGCUGCUCAUUUCCUAUAACCUUUUUACAUGUAUAGAAUAUGUCUUUCCUCGUGUCUCAUCACCCUUCAGUGAUGUGCAGCAUUACAGCACACUACACGUUCGUUACCUACAAAUUAUUAAUCACAAGUGUGUGGUCUUCCAGACGGUCGAUGACCCUGAUACAGGAUGGGGAUUAAGGGUCUGGAAGACUGCACGCAGCAGACCGUCUCCUACACUGUCUGGCCAUGUAUACGAAAUCAACGGUAAAAGGGGAAGGGAUUCUCCUUGGAAAACUCAGUACGCAAUCCAUGGGUUGCAGCGGAAAGUCGAAAAAAGAAACAGAGCGUGGAGAUGUCAAAUUAUGUACAAUAGGAAGGUCGCUGGCCAUGGGGCAUAGGGUGGGAGUUCAACGGAA
Messenger RNA from Colletotrichum scovillei, 2119 nucleotides. RefSeq lists its product as uncharacterized. The coding region runs from base 146 to 1702 and encodes 518 amino acids. The transcript has 3 exons. The record is from RefSeq and is a predicted model, not a curated record. Gene Ontology annotation, cellular component: fungal-type vacuole membrane; Golgi apparatus. Lineage: Eukaryota; Fungi; Ascomycota; Sordariomycetes; Glomerellales; Glomerellaceae. Gene Ontology annotation, biological process: Golgi calcium ion homeostasis; Golgi calcium ion transport; manganese ion transmembrane transport. Gene Ontology annotation, molecular function: manganese ion transmembrane transporter activity; calcium ion transmembrane transporter activity.